Molecule: messenger RNA, 6207 nt
Organism: Labrus mixtus (cuckoo wrasse)
Lineage: Eukaryota; Metazoa; Chordata; Actinopteri; Labriformes; Labridae
Product: ras-specific guanine nucleotide-releasing factor 1-like
Exons: 27
Coding region: 664-4437 (1257 amino acids)
Biological process (GO): Ras protein signal transduction; positive regulation of GTPase activity
Cellular component (GO): plasma membrane
Molecular function (GO): guanyl-nucleotide exchange factor activity; protein binding
Source: RefSeq, a predicted model, not a curated record
UUUAGUAAAUGUAUUCGAAAGGUGUAUAAAACACUGCUGGCAAUAUAAUAAUAAUAUAAGCAUGAUAUUGUAUUAUAAUGUAAUAUUAUAUUUAGAGUGUGUGAAAGAAAGAGAGAGUUUUGUGGGCUGUUUACAGGGGAUGUUGGUGUCAGAGCCCUGCUCACCAAGAAAAAGCUGCGUCCUUCUUCAUCUGUGUUGUUGUUCCUCGGAGUUUCUGUCCAAGGUGCUGAAAUCUGCUGCUCCAGGGACAGGUCACGUGACUGCGCUUCCUCCCUCUGUGAGUGCAGGAUGCUGCGUGUGUGUGUGUGUGUGUGUGUGUGUAGGCAUUGAAACACCUCAGUCCUCAUCAUGAGCGAUCCAGGCUCAUGAAGAAGGCUUUUCUCUGAAGACGGCGUCGCGGCUUCUGUGUUGUUUCCAGCGUGUGGAAUCUGCGCGGGUGGACGCUAAACUUUUAGGCUUAGCGUACAUCCUCUUCUUCUUUAUGUUCCGUUUGUUCUUCUUUUAUUUUUUUUAUUAUUGCCGCUGCAGACAUUAGUGUGGCAACUGUGGAUGGGCACACAGGAGUGGGCUGCUGCCCACCAAGUCUGACUGUGUUUCGGAGGCACUGAGGAGGAGAACAUGUAAGAAUCCCCGCAGAUCCUCUCGGAUCCUCUUACGGCCAAAAUGCAGAAAGGGAUGAGACUCAAUGAUGGCCAUAUCACCUAUCUGGCUGUUUUGGCGAAGAAGGAUGGCACGAGGCGGGGGUGCCUGAGUAAGAAAAGCUCAGACAACACAAAAUGGCAUUCAAAGUGGUUCGCACUGUUGCAGAAUAUGCUGUUUUAUUUCGAAAACGACUCGAGCUCACGCCCCUCCGGACUGUACCUGUUGGAGGGAUGUGUUUGCGACAGGGCACCGUCACCUAAACCUUCUCUGUCCGCGAAGGAAUGCUUAGAGAAGCAGUAUUACUUCACAGUCACAUUCAAUCAUGACAACCAGAAGGCUUUGGAGCUGCGCACAGAGGACGUCAAGGACUGUGAUGAGUGGGUGGCUGCUAUCACACAGGCCAGUUACAGGAACCUGGCUACAGAGCAUGAGACCCUCAUGCAGAAGUAUCUCCAUCUACUCCAAAUAGUGGAGACAGAGAAAACAGUUGCCAAGCAACUUCGACAACAGAUAGAAGACGGGGAAAUCGAAAUAGAGCGGCUAAAAUCAGAGAUCGCUGGACUUCUAAAGGAUAAUGAGAAGAUUCAGUCAAAUCCAGAGGUACCUCCCAGCGAGGAUGACACUGAGAUAAAGAAGAUCAAAAAGGUCCAGAGUUUCCUGCGAGGUUGGAUUUGCCGUAGGAAGUGGAAGACCAUCAUCCAGGACUACAUCCGGUCACCCCAUGCUGAGAGCAUGAGGAAGAGGAACCAGGUGGUGUUUAGCAUGCUGGAAGCCGAGGCUGAGUACGUCCAGCAACUCCACAUUCUGGUCAACAACUUCCUGAGGCCGCUCCGCAUGGCCGCCAGCUCCAAGAAACCGCCCAUUACUCAUGAUGAUGUCAGCAGCAUCUUUCUGAACAGUGAGACCAUCAUGUUCCUCCAUCAGAUCUUCUAUCAGGGCCUGAAGGCGCGGAUAGCCAGCUGGCCCACACUUGUGCUGGCUGAUCUGUUUGACAUAUUGCUGCCCAUGCUGAACAUUUACCAGGAGUUUGUGAGGAACCACCAGUACAGUCUGCAGAUCCUGGCCCACUGCAAACAGAACAGGGACUUCGACAAGCUGCUCAAGCAGUACGAGGCCAAGCCCGACUGUGAGGAGAGGACGCUGGAGACCUUCCUCACUUACCCCAUGUUCCAGAUCCCUCGUUACAUUCUGACGUUGCACGAGUUGCUGGCUCACACCCCCCACGAGCAUGUGGAAAGAAACAGUUUGGAUUACGCCAAGUCAAAACUGGAAGAACUUUCCAGAAUUAUGCACGAUGAGGUGAGUGAGACGGAGAACAUCAGAAAGAACCUCGCCAUAGAGCGGAUGAUAGUGGAGGGCUGUGAAGUGCUGCUGGACACCAGUCAAACCUUUGUGAGGCAAGGUUCUCUGAUCCAGGUGCCCAUGAGCGAGAAAGGGAAGAUCACAAGAGGUCGACUGGGCUCUCUGUCUCUGAAGAAAGAAGGAGAGAGACAGUGUUUCCUCUUCUCCAAACAUCUCAUCAUCUGUACACGCAGCUCCGGGGGAAAACUUCACAUCACAAAGAAUGGAGUGGUGUCUCUCAUAGACUGCACACUGAUGGAGGAGCCAGAGGGGACAGAUGAUGAGUCCAAAGGGGAGCGCAGCGGCCAGGACAUCGAGCACCUGGACUUUAAAGUGAUGGUGGAGCCCAAAGAUGUCCAGCCCUUCACCGUCAUCCUGGUGGCUUCAUCCAGACAGGAGAAGUCAGCAUGGACAAGCGACAUCAGCCAGUGUAUCGACAACAUCCGCUGCAACGGACUGAUGAUGAAUGCCUUCGAGGAGAACAGUAAAGUCACUGUGCCGCAGAUGAUUAAGUCGGACACCAGCUUGUACUGUGAUGAUGUCGACAUUCGCUUCAGCAAGAUGAUGAACUCCUGCAAGGUGUUGCAGAUUCGCUACGCCAGCGUGGAGCGUCUGCUGGAGAGGCUGACCGACCUGCGCUUCCUCUCAAUUGACUUCCUGAACACUUUCCUCCACUCCUAUCGGGUCUUUACCAGCGCUGACGUUGUCCUGGACAAGCUCAUCACCAUCUACAAGAAGCCCAUCAGUGCCAUCCCUGCACGUUCUUUGGAGCUGUUCUUUGCCAGCAGCCAGAACAACAAACUUCUCUACGGCGAACCACCCACGUCGCCGCGUGCCAGCCGCAAGUUUUCCUCCCCUCCUCCUCUGUCCAUCACCAAGACAUCCUCGCCCAACCGCAGACGCAAGCUUUCGCUCAACAUCCCUAUCAUCACAGGGGGCAAAGCCCUCGACCUGGCUGCACUCAGCUGCUCUCCCAAUGGCUAUGCAAGCAUGCACUCCACCAUGUCACCCUUCAGUAAGACCACCCUUGACAUUAACAAACUCUACGUGUCGAGCACCAUGGCCAGCAAGAUCCCCGAUGAGGGAGAGUCCAAAGCCGAGGGCAAGGCUGAGGAAUCUGUCUUCAACAAGCAAGAUCUGUCUGUGAGAGAGGAAUGUGAUGAGGACCCGAGUCCGAGUGAUGAAGCUGAAGCAGAAAUGUCUCCUCCAAAGUCCCCAUCAACACCCAAGAAUGUCAAGUCAAAAAACUCUGAGUUUUCCCUGUUUUCCUUUAACAAUGGCAUGGUAGUGUCAUCCUGCCGGGAGCUUGACAAUAACCGCAGUGCCCUUUCUGCCGCAUCAGCCUUCGCAAUUGCAACUGCUGGUGCCAAUGAAGGCACGCCAACCAAGGAAAAGUACCGCCGUAUGUCACUGGCCAGCACAGGUUUUCCGACAGACCAGAGGAAUGGGGACAAAGAGUUUGUAAUCAGAAGAGCUGCUACAAACAGAGUCCUGAAUGUUUUGCGCCACUGGGUCUCCAAACACUCACAGGACUUUGAGCUGAACACAGAGCUGAAGAUGAGGGUCAUUAGCUUCUUGGAGGAGGUGAUGCAUGACCCAGAGCUCCUGACACAGGAGAGAAAGGCAGCUGCCAACAUUAUCAGGACUCUCACUCAGGAGGACCCCGGAGACAACCAGGUCACUCUGGAAGAGAUCAUACAGACGGCCAUGGAGGACUGUAAGACUGAGCCUUUUGAAAGCCACUCUGCCCUGGAGAUAGCUGAGCAACUCACACUGCUGGACCACCUGGUCUUCAAGGCUAUCCCAUAUGAGGAGUUCUUUGGUCAAGGCUGGAUGAAGAACGACAAAAACGAGAGAACUCCGUACAUUAUGAAAACAACAAAGCAUUUCAAUGACAUCAGCAACAGGAUCGCCACAGAGAUCCUGCACUGUGACGAUGUCAACAUGCGAGUGGCGGUGAUAGAGAAAUGGGUGGCGGUGGCUGAUAUCUGCAGAUGUCUCCACAACUACAACGCCAUGUUGGAGAUUACGUCCUCUCUCAACCGCAGCUCAGUCUUCCGCCUCAAGAAGACCUGGCUCAAAGUCUCCAAGCAGACAAAGACUGUGAUCGAUAAGUUACAGAAGCUGGUGUCAUCAGAGGGACGAUUCAAAAACCUGAGAGAGGCUCUAAAGAACUGUGACCCUCCCUGUGUUCCUUACCUGGGAAUGUACCUGACGGACCUGGCCUUCAUUGAGGAGGGAACACCCAACUACACAGAGGACAGCCUGGUCAACUUCUCCAAGAUGAGAAUGAUAUCUCACAUUAUCCGAGAGAUAAGGCAGUUUCAACAAACAGCUUACAAGAUUGAUCAUCAACCAAAGGUGGCAAAGUACCUUUUGGACAGCAGUACAGUGUUGGAUGAGGAGAGCCUUUAUGAAGCGUCUUUAAGAAUUGAGCCGAAAAUUUCAUCAUGAAGAGGAUUUCUGUCUCUCAACCUUCAUACUGAGUGUACAGGAAUAAUAUAUCACAAUGUACAUACACUAUUAUUUGUAUUAGACACAGUAGGCUGUGCCCCUCUAGUAUGUGAUUCCCAAUGGACUUGUUGUGUAUACUCGUUAUUAGAGGCUGAGUAGAAGCCAAGAGCGGUUUUAUUUAUAUAGUUAGAGUAUUUAUAUGCCAUUCAUUAUCUAAAUACCAUUUCAUGAUGUUUUUUUUAACCACAGAAAUGACAUUUUAAACAGAACAUGCUAUUUAUUAAUAUCCUCAUGGGAAUGUGCAGUAUAAAAAGGCUUUCAUUGAUGAGAGCUGUUCAUUAUUAUAACAUGAAAAUCAAUUCCAACUUCUCUGCUCAGAUGUUAAAGAGACAGAAGUGCACAUAACUGCUCAGCAUGUUCAUAUAGUUCCCAUACAAACGUUAAGCCUUAUCAAAGUAGCAGCCAUUACUGCAACAUAUUUGUUACCAAAUAGAUCCUCAAAAUUUAAAGUAAUAAAGGUAUUUGCCAAUCCUCUCAUUUAAUAAGUCAUUUAAAAUAAAACUUAAAGAUUAUAGUUCUGCCCUGAUUCUAAUCAAGAGCAGUAAUGGCGGACACCACCAGUAAAGCAUUUCUAUCUAAAGUUAAUUAUAGAUUGUCGAUCAAUGGAAUAGCUAUUGCAGAAAAGGCAGACCAUUCAUACAGUAGCUUCAAAAAAAGGAGAUGGUGAAGUAUUGAAUUUUUGACACUUUUUCAAAUUUUCACCUCAGAGAAAUGCUGAGGUAGAAGUGGGAGAGCUCUUUUGUCUACGGUUGAAUCAUGUGUUUGGAUGUUUCAUGUAGCCACUGAAUUACAAGGAUUAGAGAUUUGGAAGAGUUGGACUCACACUGGUAAAAGAUUUCUGAUAGAUUGGGACUGUUUUAUUUUCUGUUUGGAGAGAUGGAUUAUUUUUAUGCUGUGCUUAUCAUCACCUUACUCCCCUGGUGGGCAACAUGAUGUGUAUAUAUAGCAUAAGCAUUGGCAGUGUAUGUAGCAGAUGUAAUCAAUAUUGAGCCACUUCAGGAAGUUGAAUUCCCAGCUUUUACACUCAGAUAGUGACAGAGAUUUUAUGGUAAUCCUCUUCGGCCAGUGCAUUAUGGCUUUGCCUUAAUCUUGAAAUGGAUUAUAUACCACAAAAGUAUGUAAACUAUUUUGUUCUACAAUUUGCCAAUGACGCAGACGUAUUUGCUGUGUACAAUAUCCUGUACAGGCAGUCUGAUGCAUUUCCUAAUGUGUUCAAUGCAUAUCCCUUGAAAUGUGUUAUCCUUAUGAUCGUUCAACUCUGUAAUAACUUUUCUGUGUAUGAUACUUUAAAAACGAAUGUUGAAAGCAACUUAUAAGUGUAACACAUUCUGUAUCCUGUCUAUUCCAAUGUGUUGGCGGGAACUAUACAGUAGUUAUAUUGUGCUUAUUCUUGGAAUAUUUAUAGGUAUUUUUUACAGGCUUUGUAAAGAAAAACACAUAAAGCUUAAGUGGCAGGCAUGAACCACUUUCACGUGUUCAAAUCAAAUCUAUAUCUAGAACAGUAUGUGUACUGUAUUUUAACCCCACCCUUGCACAUGAAUCUUUACCCUCUUAACAGGCACAUCAAAUGUUUGCAGUGAGCAAUACCCAGUGGUAUGAGAAUUAUCUUUCAGUCUAUUUCAACAGCUUGAGUAGUUAUUUCCAGUUUUGUAUAAAAGUGUAUUCUUUCCUGAUUACCUCUUGUUAAUAAAUCUAUUCUUUCUCAGGGGG